Gastrolobium bilobum is the source of this 897-nucleotide messenger RNA. RefSeq lists its product as uncharacterized. Lineage: Eukaryota; Viridiplantae; Streptophyta; Magnoliopsida; Fabales; Fabaceae. The transcript has 3 exons. The record is from RefSeq and is a predicted model, not a curated record. Bases 1 to 897 code for a protein of 298 amino acids.
AUGUCAGCUGCACAAGAUGGAUUUCUAAGCAGAUCAAAGGCAGAAUGGACACCCACUCGUGAUGCAUGCUUGGUUGAGCUUCUUAUCAAGCAACACAAAAGUGGAAGAACAGCUUACAAUGAAUUCAAAAAUGAAGUGAUUAAGUCUGUCACAUGGGAUUUCAACAAAAAAUUUGGCUUGUACUUGGAAGAGAAUCAGAUAAAGAAUCGCUAUAACGUUAUGAAGAAAGAUUAUGUUGUUGUCAAAACACUGCUCAGUCACAAUGAAUUCGUCUGGGAUGAAACUCGGCAUAUGGUUGUGGCUGAUGAAAAAGUGUGGGACAGUUAUAUUAUGGUAAGAUGUGAAGCAAGACCUUUUAGACGCAAGAGCUUCCCACUAUAUAAACAAAUGUCCAUCAUAUUUGAAGGCGAAAGAGGAAUUCAAAAAGGCCAAUUUCCCAAUGGAGCAAUGUCGACAGCAGAAGAAGGAAAUAGCAACACAGAAACAGUGCGAUCUUCAGAGCCAUGUAACUUACCAACACAAGUAAUUGAUGGUACCCUUGACUCUGAUUCAAUAAUCCGCAUCAAUGACAUGCAAGCCAAGAAGCACAAAUUUGUCAAUCCAGCAGAGUCAAUUCAUAAAAAAAGAGCACACCUCAAAAUUGGAGAAACGAUAGAGAAUGUAUUGUAUGAGGUUUUCACAGCAGCCAAGUUCAAAGCCAAGCAAAGAAAUGCAUCCAAUUCAACAACAAUGUAUAAGAACAGCUUGGAGGAAUUGCAGAAAUUGGAGGAGUUGGAUGACAAAGACUUUGCAAAGGCUGUUAAUGCACUUAAGGACGACAAAAAUGCUAUUGCUUUUAUGACAAUAAAAGGGCCUAGACGUUUAACCUGGUUAAGGUCUCUAUGGCACUCAGAGUAA